AUGAAUGUAGACUCUUUUCAGGAGACUAUGUACAUUGAAGAAAACCCCUAUAAGAAUGAUAUGAUCUCUUUGAUUGUCUCUCUGAAAGAAAAGGUUGGGGCUUUGGCUAAAGCUCUGCGCAUAUUUGAGGAAAAAAGUAUAAACCUGAUCCACAUUGAGUCCAGACCUUCCCGAGUCAACAAAGAUGAAUAUGAAUUCUUCAUAAACCUGGAUAGCAGGAAUAUUCCUCUUCUCACGGAUAUCAUCGCAACUUUGAGAAAUGAAAUUGGAGCAACAGUUCAUGAGCUUUCACGUAAAAAGAAGAAAGAUGCUGUGCCGUGGUUCCCGAGAACUAUCCAGGAGCUUGACAGAUUUGCCAAUCAGAUCCUAAGUUAUGGAGCUGAACUGGAUGCAGACCACCCUGGUUUCAAAGAUCCUGUUUACCGGGCCCGGAGAAAGGAGUUUGCUGACAUCGCCUACAACUACAGACAUGGGCAGCCUAUUCCUAAAGUGACUUACACAGAGGAAGAAAAGAAAACGUGGGGCAUAGUCUUCAGGGAGCUGAAGACUCUCUAUCCAACUCACGCUUGCUAUGAACACAACCACGUGUUUCCGCUACUGGAAAAAUACUGUGGCUACCAGGAGGAUAAUAUUCCACAACUUGAAGACGUUUCAAGAUUCUUGCAAACCUGCACUGGAUUCCGCUUACGCCCUGUGGCUGGCCUGCUGUCUUCUCGGGAUUUCCUGGCUGGUUUGGCAUUUAGAGUGUUUCACUCUACGCAGUACAUCCGCCAUGGAUCUAAACCAAUGUACACACCAGAACCUGAUGUUUGCCAUGAGCUCCUAGGACAUGUACCUCUGUUUGCUGACAUUAGCUUUGCUCAGUUUUCCCAGGAAAUUGGACUUGCAUCCUUGGGAGCGCCGGAUGAAUACAUUGAGAAACUUGCUACGGUCUAUUGGUUUACGGUGGAAUUUGGACUCUGUAAAGAAGGUGAUGCAAUAAAGGCCUAUGGUGCUGGGCUGCUGUCUUCAUUUGGAGAGUUGCAGUACUGUUUAUCAGAUAAACCUGAAAUUCAAUCCCUUAACCUGGAGAAGACUGCAGUCCAGAAAUACCCAGUCACUGAGUUCCAGCCUGUUUACUAUGUUGCUGAAAGUUUUAAAAAUGCCAAGGAAAAAGUAAGGAGAUUUGCUUCAACAAUCCCUCGACCUUUCUCGGUUCGCUACAAUCCAUACACCCAGAGAAUUGAAGUCUUGGACAAUGCAAAGCAGUUGAAGAAUUUAGCUGAGUCCAUCAGCAGUGAGAUGGGAACUCUUUGCAGUGCCCUCAAGAAGAUAGAAUGAAGGUUUUCUCAGAGUCCUCUCUUCCAAGAGCAACUUGCUGAAGUGACUAUAUGCAAAUGCCAAUAAUAUUCUAGCUAUUUCACAUUAUCACUCUAUUGAAUGUGUGAAUGUUUAUGAUAUAUAUAUAUAUAUAUAUAUGUAUAUAUAUAUAUAUAUACACACACAUACACAUACACAUAUAUAUUACUUAAUCCCUAUAGCUUAGCAACAAAAGGGGCUUCUGUGGGUGACUCUGUGCUCUCUUUGGUUGCAUAUCAUAAUUCUGUUUAGAAUUCACCCCAGCCCUGGGUGACUGUCCAUGGCCUGUACAUCUUUUCUGUCUGAAUCCUGGAAGCUGGCAGAAGAGGGAAUCCUUCUCCAUUCACCAGCCUGCAGAGUUACUGCAGCCCUGAUACUGUAUUGCCCCCAUGUCCUGGUGACAACGUGGCAAUGACUAGCAGCAGAUUCACCCACCCUGCCAUAUCCCUCCUACACUCCCAUCUGCCCCAGCCUGAAGCCAUGCCAGGUUCCCCUGGAGAGCUAAGCUCUGUAUCCCUAGCUCUGUAUCCCUAGGAUCUACAUGUCCUCACAAACCCUGUCCCCUACAUAGCAAAUCUGCACCUCUUCCACUACACGCUGGGCACGCUGCACGGAGAAGAGGCCACAGUUUGCCACCUUAACAUGGGGCUUAAGUAGUACCUUGUGUGGGUCCUCUGCACUGGGGUGAAUUUUGCUGUAAAAGUUUUUGUUCUGCAAAAGUGACUUCAAAUUUAGUCAAAGAGUAGAUGCUCUGAUGUUACUAGUGGAGACUGUGUUUUCAGUAUGUUUCUGACUCAUUAGUGAAGAUUUCUCCUUCAGUGUUAAAAUAUUGUGUUCACACCAUGUGCAAUGUGUUCCCACAGCUCAUAGUCCAGGGACUAAAUUUGCUAGGUCACAGAUUGGACAUUUGAACCACCCAGAGCUAAGCAGAGCAAAUCAGUGUUUCUCAUUAACAACUUUCCCAUACACAAGUUUCAACAUGUGAUGAGAGGUUCUAAAGCUACUGUGGGCUUUACAUUUUAUGGACUUUUAAAUCAGUUUUGUAAUAUCUAGUCUUGCACCACUUUUAUAUUUACUUCUCAAAAAGCAAUGGAUCUUUCAUUCAAACAUUGCCCUUUAAGGAGAUCCAAACUACAACUGCCUCUAUUAUAUUUAUAGAGUAUAAUAACAUUAAUCUAAUCUAAGGAUACCAGCUGGGACCUUUUUGAACAGAAGUAUUUUUAUACAAAAUGGCAUCAUUUUGGUGCUUUGAAGUAUGCCUUUUUUAUUACUGGGUCUUUUAUUGUGUGGUAAUGUCUGUGCAAACCUUUAAUCCCUGGCACUUAUUUCAAAAGUGAAAGUAGCCCAUGUUCCUUCUCUUCUAGUAUAGUGAUACCGCUAAGGUGAUUGUGUUCACAAAAGGAUGAUUCCACCACAAGUUUGAAGUCUUUCAAAAUAAUCUCCUGCUGGCUUUCAAAUCUUCUUGUGACUGCUGCUAUGAAUAACAGUAGAGCAGCAUCCAUGGUGCUGUUGGGAACACAGGAUACAUGGUUUCCUUUAUACUUAAGUGGAAUUAUUAAACAACUUUCACAUUUAGGGUCUGAUUCUGUCUCAUUUACACAGGUGUAGUCUGGAAUGACUCCAGUUAAGUCAAUGGAAUUACACUGGUGUCAAACUACUGUUAAGUGAAGUGAGAGCACUAGCCCCCUUGGGAUUUUAGAAGUGGAUGAAACAAAAAGCAACUAGAUUUUCUUACUAAAAAAUAAGCUUAUGCAUUUAUUUUUAAAUAUUUUAAGUUAGUUGCAUUUAGAAUACUAUUUUUAGUGGAUAGCUCAAGAAAGAAAUUAAAAUUUGUAAAAAAUCUUUUAAUUUCUCUUCUGUCUGGUAAACAUAUCAUUCUGCUAUGUAAACUAAAUAAAUGUAAAUGUUUAGUAAGCCAGUAUUAAAACAGAUAGUUACAUAUAUAUAUAGUACUUUUAAGUGGUGUGUUGGAAAGACUAAAUUAAACAAAAAUACUCAAUAUUAUUUUACACUUCUGCAGCAUCAUUCAUGCAAGAACAUCAAAAAACAGCAAGCUUUAAAAACAUUAACUAAGAAGUCUCAGAUCCAUGAAGUAGUACCUGUAUUUUACAAUCAGGGAAACAGAGGCAUAGGUUACUUGGCAUGUCCAGGAUCUGCUAUCGAGCCUGAGAUAAACAUUCCGGCUCUGUCAAUUUAGGCUUUUAUAGUGUUCCCAUCAUAGUGCUAUCCAAGUACUUAGGAUGCUCAACUAUGACUGGUUUCAGAGUAACAGCCGUGUUAGUCUGUAUUCGCAAAAAGAAAAGGAGUACUUGUGGCAC
Messenger RNA from Caretta caretta (loggerhead turtle), 3656 nucleotides. It is a transcript of the gene PAH, whose product is annotated as phenylalanine hydroxylase. NCBI's taxonomy places the organism in Eukaryota, Metazoa, Chordata, Testudines, Cheloniidae. Gene Ontology annotation, molecular function: phenylalanine 4-monooxygenase activity; iron ion binding. The record is from RefSeq and is a predicted model, not a curated record. Gene Ontology annotation, biological process: L-phenylalanine catabolic process; L-tyrosine biosynthetic process.